CACAUGGCAAGAAGCAGCCUGACAUCAUUUGACAUCUCCUCGCUUCCUCAUUUCAAUAUUAACUGUUUACCAGAAGAGCAACAGGUUUGGGGUUGGGGUGCUGAGUGCAGGCACGUCCCUGUGUGUGCGCGAGAGCUCUUUUUGCUCUCUGUCCCUCCACAGCCACAGGUGGUUACACUGAGGUCCCUGAGGCUGCCCAAUGCUAUUUUUCAUCAGCUUGACUUCAGAAGAGACAGGUCUGUGGACGUGCUUCACUUUCUGCUUUGGCUGGGGUACAGCAACAAGGCUCGGCGCUGUGGCUGCUGCUCUCCCCCGAGAACAAACUUACUGAAGGAUUCCACCUGCUCCACAGAGCGAUAACAAUGACACAGAUGCAGUUUAAAGAUGCGUUUUGGUGCAAGGAGUUCACCCUCCACACCGGCUAUGAGGUGCUCGUACAGCGGCUGCUGGACGGGAGGAAGAUGUGCAAAGAUGUGGAGGAUUUGCUCAAGCAGAGAGCACAAGCAGAAGAGAGAUACGGGAAAGAGCUGAUUCAAAUCGCCCGGAAAGCAGGAGGACAAACAGAAAUCAACACGCUGAAGGCGGCAUUUGAGAGACUCAAGCAACAAAUCGAAAGCGUUGGAAACUCUCACAUCCAGCUGGCAGUAAUGCUGAAGGAUGAACUGAAAGGAAUAGAGGAGUUCCGAGAAAGACAGAAGGAACAACGAAAAAAGUACGAGUCUGCAAUGGAGCGCAUGCAAAAGAGCAAGUUGUCCCAUUACAAGAAAACUAUGGAGUCAAAGAAGACCUAUGAACAGAAGUGCAAGGAAGCGGACGAAGCCGAGCAGUUCUUUGAACGGACAAGUGCUUCAGGCAACCAAAAGCAAACAGAAAAGAGUCAGAACAAAGCCAAGCAAUGCAGAGAAGCAGCAAAAGAAGCAGAGAACAUGUACAAACAGAACAUUGAGCAGCUGGAUAAGGUCAGGACAGAGUGGGAACAGGAACAUAUCAAAACCUGCGAGGUCUUCCAGCUCCAGGAGUGUGAUCGCAUCACCAUCCUCCGCAACUCGCUGUGGGUCCACUGCAACCAGCUCUCCAUGCAGUGUGUGAAGGAUGACGAGCUGUAUGAAGAAGUUCGGGUAAGCUUGGAGGACUGCACGGUAGAGUCAGACAUAGACUACUUCAUUAAGACUAAAAUGACAGGAACACAACCUCCAGAUGCAAUUGGAUACGAGAACUACUACAGCAGAGAACCAAGCAGAAGCAACAGCAGUCCCAACCGGACCUGUGGAAUGAUGAAGAGAUUCUCUGGACUACUGCACGGAAGCAGCAAAAACAACACGGGAAGCGCCCCUGCUCCUGCAGAGAAAACAGAUGGGGUCUAUGCAUCCAUUUUUGUAAAUGAACAAGCUGGAAUCACAUCACCACAGGACUACAGAGUACUUUAUGACUACACAGCCCAGAACCUGGAUGAACUGGACAUCAGUGAAGGAGACAUUGUAGCUGUCAUUGAAGAAAACGAGGAUGGGUGGUGGACAGCAGAGAGGAAUGGGCAGCGAGGCUUUGUGCCAGGGUCUUACCUUGAAAAGCUUUGAUGAAAAGAAGGCCCAGUCCUCAGACUUUUAAUGUAUUCUAUUACUGAAAACAAACAGCACACAAGGUCUGCUUCAGCUGACCAAGGGCAACCCAUAAUACUGUCUUCUACAUUCACCAGACGGGAAAUAACCAACUGACCACAUUUUCCUCCUCUUUCCUCCCUGCGCUCUGCCAGCACCUCCUGGCCUACACUGUCUGCAAAAACCAUUUGCACCUCAGAGACAUUAGGACUUGUGUUUCUCACCACGGUUCUUUCUACCCUCAGCACACUGUGCUGCCAGCAUUGCAAAAGUCGGUGUAUCUGGGAGGAAAAUCCUGCCCAGAACUUGCCUUCCGCACUAAAAAGAUCCAGGCAGCACACGGUGUUUCCCCAGGAUGGAGGAUCGUCUCCAGCCAGGCUGUGAGCCACCCUCACAGUCACAGUAGCCGUGCUCUGUCAUGGAUCCCCUCCUCUUGCUGCACAGGCCAGGCAAGCCUUUUUGACAGUGGCACUGAAAGCACACUCUGGAAGCAGAUAACUUUGAUGUUUCAGUGUCUUAGCUGUACAAAGCAAGGAAGAAGCUCUCUUAAGUUAUUUUUAACAGCCCCCUUUCAAGUUCCCCUUAGAGCACAUGUGUAACCAGGGAAAAACAUGGGGAGCCCUUCACUGUUCUUUAUCAGAGUCACUGAUGAAAAUAUGAAAAACAAUGAAUGCAGCUAGAGAGGAGUACCUGAAGGACUGAGAUGCAUCAGUAGAACGAACAGGCAAAGCCUCCAGCAGUGCGGCACUGCCAUGAUCCCUCUCUGCUGAGCGCCAAAGGGUCAGUUACCUCCUCACGCAACCUGCACACACGUGUCAUCAGUGCAUUCUCCUUUCAGCUCCUCUGCCCACCUGGCUGACCCUCCCCUCUCCUGCCCAUGGGCUUUUCUGUCUCUUAACUGCUAUUUACAGCCUCCGUGUCCCUGGAUCGCUGGCAUAGACAUGUUGUGGUUCCUUUCCAGGCACUUUUAACGUGCUUGUUCUUCAACGAAACCUCUUUAGAAAAGGCACGCUGUGCAGGUUCACUAUAUUUCACAGAUUUCAGCUCUACUGGUCUUUCUAGCUUAUUUAAGAACAUUUCCAACUGUCACUGUAUUUACCACAGGACUGAUAGAUACUUUCUGCCACUCCUCCCUCUUCAGUAUUUUUAUACUAUUUCUGCAGACACAAUGACUUUGUUUGCCAAGGCUUCAGGUCUUAAAACGAACCAAGUAAAUGAAAAUGAAUCAAAUUGCGACCCAAAAGGCAUGAAAGCAGAGAGGAACUGUUAGUUAAGACACAGCAGGAAAGACAAAGAGGGAUUUAGACAGAAGAAAAAGCCAUAAUGGUCAAUGCAAUUAUUCCUUAAACGAAAUAGAAUGAAGGUCAGACACACAGGCAGUACCUUAUUCUAAUUUCUUGCUUCGAAAUUGGAAUAAAAAUUGCUUCAGGUCCUUUUUCUUUAGUUCACUGCAGUCCUUUGCACAGGCACACUUGUUCUUCCCACAUUUCCUCAAGUUAUUAUGCAGCACAUCUGCAUCAGUGCUGAAGGACUCUUAGUACUUUGCAUUAGCACAGGAACUGCAGGAACCUGAAGGGCAUUUAAGGCACUAGGUUAUAUGGACAGUAGUGCUCAUUAAGGCUGAGGAUGUUAAUGACAGGUUUCUGUGACCAGGACCAGACUGAACAGUGAUAGAAAGCUGGUCCUCAAUAGCCUUCAAUUAGGCCAUCACAUUGUAAAUAGUAGCUGUUGAAGACAACUACGACAUUGCUCGUUAAGUUUCCUCUCACGCUGUAUGUAAAGUAUGAAAGAUUUAAUGUUUGCUUCUUGAACACUCAGUCUUCCACAAAGAAAACUGUAAUAAACCAGCAAAUACUUAAAUAAAUUUAGGUAGAUAUUUUGCAUAUUACCUUAAUUAAAGAGAGAGAGGGAAAAAAAAA
Molecule: messenger RNA, 3514 nt
Organism: Columba livia (rock pigeon)
Lineage: Eukaryota; Metazoa; Chordata; Aves; Columbiformes; Columbidae
Gene: PSTPIP1
Product: proline-serine-threonine phosphatase interacting protein 1
Exons: 15
Coding region: 363-1574 (403 amino acids)
Biological process (GO): actin filament polymerization
Cellular component (GO): actin filament; plasma membrane; cytoplasm
Molecular function (GO): actin filament binding
Source: RefSeq, a predicted model, not a curated record